This is a messenger RNA of Pelobates cultripes (western spadefoot toad), 32485 nucleotides long. The record is from the annotation of a GenBank genome assembly. Lineage: Eukaryota; Metazoa; Chordata; Amphibia; Anura; Pelobatidae.
AUGACUCCUGAAACAUUUCCUGCAGAGUCCACUAAAGCUCCAAGCAUUGCUCCUGAAACAUCUCCUGCAGAGUCCACUAAAGCACCAAGCAUUGUUCCUGAAACCUCUCCUGCAGCAUCCACUGAAACUCAAACCAUUAUUCCUGAAACAUCUCCUGUGGAGUCCACUAAAGCACCAAGCAUUGUUCCUGAAACCUCUCCUGCAGCAUCCACUGAAACUCAAACCAUUAUUCCUGAAACAUCUCCUGUGGAGUCCACUAAAGCACCAAGCAUUGUUCCUGAAACCUCUCCUGCAGCAUCCACUGAAACUCAAGCCAUUGUUACUGAAACAUCUCCUGUGGAGUCCACUAAAGCACCAAGCAUUGUUCCUGAAACCUCUCCUGCAGCAUCCACUGAAACUCAAACCAUUAUUCCUGAAACAUCUCCUGUGGAGUCCACUAAAGCACCAAGCAUUGUUCCUGAAACCUCUCCUGCAGCAUCCACUGAAACUCAAGCCAUUGUUACUGAAACAUCUCCUGUGGAGUCCACUAAAGCACCAAGCAUUGUUCCUGAAACCUCUCAUGCAGCAUCCACUGAAACUCAAACCAUUAUUCCAGAAAAAACUGUAGAAUCAACUAUUUCCGCAAGCAUUGCUCCUGAAACAUCUCCUGUGGAGUCCACUAAAGCACCAAGUAUUGUUCCUGAAACCUCUCCUGCAGCAUCCACUGAAACUGAAACCAUUAUUCCUAAAACAUCUGUAGAAUCCACUAAAAUUCCAAACAUGACUCCUGAAACAUCUCCUGUGGAGUCCACUAAAGCACCAAGCAUUGCUCCUGAAACAUCUCCUGUGGAGUCCACUAACAGUCCACCAAGCAUUGCUCCUGAAACCUCUCCUGCAGCAUCCACUGAAACUCAAACCAUUAUUUCUGAAACAUCUCCUGUGGAGUCCACUAAAGCACCAAGCAUUGUUCCUGAAACCUCUCUUGCAGCAUCCACUGAAACUCAAACCAUUAUUUCCGUAACAUCUGUAGAAUCGGCUAAAGUUCCAAGCAUGACUCCUGAAACAUCUCCUGCAGAGUCCACUAAAGCUCCAAGCAUUGCUCCUGAAACAUCUCCUGCAGAGUCCACUAAAGCAUCGAGUAUUUCUCCUGAAACCUCUCCUGCAGCAUCCACAGAAACUCAAGCCAUUAUUACUGAAACAUCUCCUGUGGAGUCCACUAAAGCACCAAGCAUUGUUCCUGAAACCUCUCCUGCAGCAUCCACUGAAACUCAAACCAUUAUUCCUGAAACAUCUCCUGAGGAGUCCACUAAAGCACCAAGCAUUGUUCCUGAAACCUCUCUUGCAGCAUCCACUGAAACUCAAAACAUUAUUUCCGUAACAUCUGUAGAAUCGGCUAAAGUUCCAAGCAUGACUCCUGAAACAUUUCCUGCAGAGUCCACUAAAGCUCCAAGCAUUGCUCCUGAAACAUCUCCUGCAGAGUCCACUAAAGCACCGAGUAUUUCUCCUGAAACCUCUCCUGCAGCAUCCACAGAAACUCAAACCAUUAUUACUGAAACAUCUCCUAUGGAGUCCACUAAAGCACCAAGCAUUGUUCCUGAAACCUCUCCUGCAGCAUCCACUGAAACUCAAACCAUUAUUCCUGAAUCAUCUGUAGAAUCAACUAUUUCCCCAAGCAUUGCUCCUGAAACAUCUCCUGUGGAGUCCACUAAAGCACCAAGCAGUGCUCCUGAAACAUCUCAUGUAGAGUCCAGUGAACCUCCAAGCAUUGCUCCUAAAACAUCUCCUGUGGGGUCCACUACAGUACCAAGCAUUGCUCCUGAAACAUCUCCUGCAGAGUCCACUAAAGCAUCGAGUAUUUCUCCUGAAACCUCUCCUGCAGCAUCCACAGAAACUCAAGCCAUUAUUACUGAAACAUCUCCUGUGGAGUCCACUAAAGCACCAAGCAUUGUUCCUGAAACCUCUCCUGCAGCAUCCACUGAAACUCAAGCCAUUGUUACUGAAACAUCUCCUGUGGAGUCCACUAAAGCACCAAGCAUUGUUCCUGAAACCUCUCCUGCAGCAUCCACUGAAACUCAAACCAUUAUUCCUGAAACAUCUCCUGUGGAGUCCACUAAAGCAACAAGCAUUGUUCCUGAAACCUCUCCUGCAGCAUCCACAGAAACUCAAGCCAUUAUUACUGAAACCUCUCCUGUGGAGUCCACUAAAGCACCAAGCAUUGUUCCUGAAACCUCUCCUGCAGCAUCCACUGAAACUCAAACCAUUAUUUCUGAAACAUCUCCUGUGGAGUCCACUAAAGCACCAAGCAUUGUUCCUGAAACCUCUCUUGCAGCAUCCACUGAAACUCAAACCAUUAUUUCCGUAACAUCUGUAGAAUCGGCUAAAGUUCCAAGCAUGACUCCUGAAACAUCUCCUGCAGAGUCCACUAAAGCUACAAGCAUUGCUCCUGAAACAUCUCCUGCAGAGUCCACUAAAGCAUCGAGUAUUUCUCCUGAAACCUCUCCUGCAGCAUCCACAGAAACUCAAGCCAUUAUUACUGAAACAUCUCCUGUGGAGUCCACUAAAGCACCAAGCAUUGUUCCUGAAACCUCUCCUGCAGCAUCCACUGAAACUCAAACCAUUAUUCCUGAAACAUCUCCUGAGGAGUCCACUAAAGCACCAAGCAUUGUUCCUGAAACCUCUCUUGCAGCAUCCACUGAAACUCAAAACAUUAUUUCCGUAACAUCUGUAGAAUCGGCUAAAGUUCCAAGCAUGACUCCUGAAACAUUUCCUGCAGAGUCCACUAAAGCUCCAAGCAUUGCUCCUGAAACAUCUCCUGCAGAGUCCACUAAAGCACCGAGUAUUUCUCCUGAAACCUCUCCUGCAGCAUCCACAGAAACUCAAACCAUUAUUACUGAAACAUCUCCUGUGGAGUCCACUAAAGCACCAAGCAUUGUUCCUGAAACCUCUCCUGCAGCAUCCACUGAAACUCAAACCAUUAUUCCUGAAUCAUCUGUAGAAUCAACUAUUUCCCCAAGCAUUGCUCCUGAAACAUCUCCUGUGGAGUCCACUAAAGCACCAAGCAGUGCUCCUGAAACAUCUCAUGUAGAGUCCAGUGAACCUCCAAGCAUUGCUCCUAAAACAUCUCCUGUGGGGUCCACUACAGUACCAAGCAUUGCUCCUGAAACAUCUCCUGCAGAGUCCACUAAAGCAUCGAGUAUUUCUCCUGAAACCUCUCCUGCAGCAUCCACAGAAACUCAAGCCAUUAUUACUGAAACAUCUCCUGUGGAGUCCACUAAAGCACCAAGCAUUGUUCCUGAAACCUCUCCUGCAGCAUCCACUGAAACUCAAACCAUUAUUCCUGAAACAUCUCCUGAGGAGUCCACUAAAGCACCAAGCAUUGUUCCUGAAACCUCUCUUGCAGCAUCCACUGAAACUCAAAACAUUAUUUCCGUAACAUCUGUAGAAUCGGCUAAAGUUCCAAGCAUGACUCCUAAAACAUCUCCUGCAGAGUCCACUAAAGCUCCAAGCAUUGCUCCUGAAACAUCUCCUGCAGAGUCCACUAAAGCACCGAGUAUUUCUCCUGAAACCUCUCCUGCAGCAUCCACAGAAACUCAAACCAUUAUUACUGAAACAUCUCCUGUGGAGUCCACUAAAGCACCAAGCAUUGUUCCUGAAACCUCUCCUGCAGCAUCCACUGAAACUCAAACCAUUAUUCCUGAAUCAUCUGUAGAAUCAACUAUUUCCCCAAGCAUUGCUCCUGAAACAUCUCCUGUGGAGUCCACUAAAGCACCAAGCAGUGCUCCUGAAACAUCUCAUGUAGAGUCCAGUGAACCUCCAAGCAUUGCUCCUAAAACAUCUCCUGUGGGGUCCACUACAGUACCAAGCAUUGCUCCUAAAACAUCACCUGCAGAGUCAACUGAACCUCAAAGCAAUUUUCCAGAAACAUCUCCUGUGGAGUCCACUAAAGCACCAAGCAUUGUUCCUGAAACCUCUCCUGCAGCAUCCACUGAAACUGAAACCAUUAUUUCUAAAACAUCUGUAGAAUCCACUAAAACUCCAAACAUGACUCCUGAAACAUCUCCUGCAGAGUCCACUAAAGCACCAAGCAUUGUUCCUGAAACCUCUCAUGCAGCAUCCACUGAAACUCAAACCAUUAUUCCUGAAUCAUCUGUAGAAUCAACUAUUUCCCCAAGCAUUGCUCCUGAAACAUCUCCUGCAGAGUCCACUAAAGCUCCAAGCAUUGCUCCUGAAACAUCUCAUGUAGAGUCCACUAAAGCAUUGAGUAUUUCUCCUGAAACCUCUCCUGCAGCAUCCACAGAAACUCAAGCCAUUAUUACUGAAACAUCUCCUGUGGAGUCCACUAAAGCACCAAGCAUUGUUCCUGAAACCUCUCCUGCAGCAUCCACUGAAACUCAAACCAUUAUUUCCGUAACAUCUGUAGAAUCGGCUAAAGUUCCAAGCAUGACUCCUGAAACAUCUCCUGCAGAGUCAACUAAAGCUCCAAGCAUUGCUCCUGAAACAUCUCCUGCAGAGUCCACUAAAGCAUCGAGUAUUUCUCCUGAAACCUCUCCUGCAGCAUCCACAGAAACUCAAGCCAUUAUUACUGAAACAUCUCCUGUGGAGUCCACUAAAGCACCAAGCAUUGUUCCUGAAACCUCUCCUGCAGCAUCCACUGAAACUCAAACCAUUAUUCCUGAAACAUCUCCUGAGGAGUCCACUAAAGCACCAAGCAUUGUUCCUGAAACCUCUCUUGCAGCAUCCACUGAAACGCAAAACAUUAUUUCCGUAACAUCUGUAGAAUCGGCUAAAGUUCCAAGCAUGACUCCUGAAACAUCUCCUGCAGAGUCCACUAAAGCUCCAAGCAUUGCUCCUGAAACAUCUCCUGCAGAGUCCACUAAAGCACCAAGUAUUUCUCCUGAAACCUCUCCUGCUGCAUCCACAGAAACUCAAACCAUUAUUACUGAAACAUCUCCUAUGGAGUCCACUAAAGCACCAAGCAAUGUUCCUGAAACCUCUCCUGCAGCAUCCACUGAAACGCAAACCAUUAUUCCUGAAUCAUCUGUAGAAUCAACUAUUUCCCCAAGCAUCGCUCCUGAAACAUCUCCUGUGGAGUCCACUAAAGCACCAAGCAGUGCUCCUGAAACAUCUCAUGUAGAGUCCAGUGAACCUCCAAGCAUUGCUCCUAAAACAUCUCCUGUGGGGUCCACUACAGUACCAAGCUUUGCUCCUAAAACAUCACCUGCAGAGUCAACUGAACCUCAAAGCAAUUUUCCAGAAACAUCUCCUGUGGAGUCCACUAAAGCACCAAGCAUUGUUCCUGAAACCUCUCCUGCAGCAUCCACUGAAACUGUAACCAUUAUUUCUAAAACAUCUGUAGAAUCCACUAAAACUCCAAACAUGACUCCUGAAACAUCUCCUGCGGAGUCCACUAAAGCACCAAGCAUUGUUCCUGAAACCUCUCAUGCAGCAUCCAUUGAAACUCAAACCAUUAUUCCUAAAACAUCUGUAGAAUCAACUACUGCCCCAAGCAUUGCUCCUGAAACAUCUCCUGUGGAGUCCACUAAAGCACCAAGCAGUGCUCCUGAAACAUCACCUGCACAGUCAACUGAACCUCAAAGCAAUAUUCCAGAAACAUCUCAUGUGGAGUUCAGUGAACCUCCAAGCAUUACUCCUGUAACAUUUCCUGCGGAGUCCACUAAAGCACCGAGUAUUGCUCCUGAAACCUCUCAUGCAUCAUCCACUGAAACUCAAACCAUUAUUUCUGAAACAUCUGUAGAAUCAACUAUUUCCCCAAGCAUUGCUCCUGAAACAUCUCCUGCGGAGUCCACUAAGGCACCAAGCAUUGCUCCUGAAACAUCUCUUGUGGAAUCCAGUGAACCUCCAAGUAUUGGUCCUGAAACAUCUCCUGUGGGGUCCACUACAGUACCAAGCAUUGCUCCUGAAACAUCUCCUGUGGAAUCCAGUGAACCUCCAAAUAUUGCUCCUGAAACAUCUCCUGUGGGGUCCACUACAGUAGCAAGCAUUGCUCCUGAAACAUCUCCUGUGGAGUCCACUAAAGCACCAAUCAGUGCUCCUGAAACAUCUCCUGUGGAGUCCAGUGAACCUCCGAGCAUUGCUCCUGAAACAUCUCCUGUGGGGUCCACUACAGUACCAGACAUUGCUCCUGAAACAUCUCCUGCAGGGUUAACUGAAACCUCUCCUGCAGCAUCCACUGAAACUCAAACCAUUAUUCCAGAAAAAUCUGUAGAAUCAACUAUUUCCCCAAGCAUUGCUCCUGAAACAUCUCCUGUGGAGUCCACUAAAGCACCAAGCAUUGUUCCUGAAACCUCUCCUGUAGCAUCCACUGAAACUCAAACCAUUAUUUCUGUAACAUCUGUAGAAUCCACUAAAGCUCCAAGCAUGAAUCCUGAAACAGCUCCUGCAGAGUCCACUAAAGCUCCAAGCAUUGCUCCUGAAACAUCUCCUGCAGAGUCCACUAAAGCACCGCAUAUUUCUCCUGAAACCUCUCCUGCAGCAUCCACUGAAACUCAAACCAUUAUUCCUGAAACACCUCCUGUGGAGUCCACUAAAGCACCAAGUAUUGUUCCUGAAACCUCUCCUGCAGCAACCACUGAAACUCAAACCAUUAUUCCUGAAACAUCUUUACAAUCUACUAAAGCUCCAAGCAUUGCUCCUGAAACAUCUCCUUCAGAGUCCACUAAAGCACAGAGUAUUGCUCCUGAAACCUUUCCUGCAGCAUCCACUGAAACUCAAACUAUUAUUCCUAAAACAUCUGUAGAAUCAACUAUUUCCACAAGCAUUGCUCCUGAAACAUCUCCUGUGGAGUCCACUAAAGCACCAAGCAUUGUUCCUGAAACCUCUCCUGCAGCAUCCACUGAAACUAAAACCAUUAUUCCUAAAACAUCUGUAGAAUCCAUUAAAACUCCUACCAUGACUCCUGAAACAUCUCCUGUUGAGUCCACUAAAGCACCAAGCAUUGCUCCUGAAACAUCUCCUGUGGAAUCCAGUGAACCUCCAAGCAUUGCUUCUGAAACAUCUCCUGUGGGGUCCACUACAGUACCAGGCAUUGCUCCCGAAACAUCUCCUGCAGGGUCAACUGAAACUCAAAGCAUUAUUUCUGAAACAUCUCCUGUGGAGACCACUAAAGCACCAAGCAUUGUUCCUGAAACCUCUCAUGCAGCAUCCACUGAAACUCAAACCAUUAUUCCUGAAACAUCUGUAGAAUCAACUAUUUCCCCAAGCAUUGGUCCUAAAACAUCCCCUGCAGAGUCCACCAUACUUUCUAGUACAGGUCCUGAAACAUCUUCAGGAGUAUCUUCCAAUGCUCCAACCAUUGCUCCUGUAACAUCCCUUAUAUCCUCUACUAAGGCUUCCAGCAUUACUCCAGAAUCAUCUCCUGCAGAGUUCACUAAAGCUCCAAGCCUUGCUCCUGAAACAUUGCCUGCAGAGUUGACUAAAGUUCCCAGCAUUUCUCCUGAAUCAUCCCCUGUAGUGUCCAAUAAAGCUUCUAGCAUUGCUCCUGAAACAUCUUCUUCAUUGUCCUCUAAGGCUCCAAGCAUUGCUCCUGAUACAUCUACUGUGUCCUCUACUAAAGCUCCCACCACUGGUCCUGAAACCUCCACUGCAGAGUCCACUAAAGUUCCCAGCAUUGCUCCUGAAUCAUCUCCUGUAGUGUCCACUAAAGCUCCUAGCAUUGCUCCUGAAACAUCUUCAUCACUGUCCUCUAAAGCUCCAAGCAUUUCUCCUGAUACAUCUACUGUUUCCUCUACUAAAGUUCCCACCAUUGGUCCUGAAACCUCCACUGCAGAGUCAACAAAAUCUCCCAGCAUUGCUCCUGAAUCAUCUCCCGUAGUGUCCACUAAAGCUCCUAGCUUUGCUCCUGAAACAUCUUCAGCAGAGUCCACUAAAGCUCCAAGUAUUGCUCCUGUAACAUCCCUUGUUUCCUCUACUACAGGAAAUGCCUCUGAAUCAUCUCCUGUAAUGUCUACUAAAGCUACUAGCAUUUCUCCUGGUACAUCUCCUGCAGAAUCCACUAAAGCUCCAAGUAUUGCUCCUGUGACAUCCCCUGUUUCCUCUACGAAAGCUUCUAGCAUUGCUCCUGAAUCAUCUCCUGUAGUGUCCACUAAAGCCACUAGCAUUGCUCCUGAAACAUCUUCAGCAGAGUCCACUAAAGCUCCAAGUAUUGCUCCUGUAACAUCCCUUGCUUCCUCUACUACAGGAAUUGCCUCUGAAUCAUCUCAUGGAAUGUCUACUAAAGCUACUAGCAUUUCUCCUGGUACAUCUCCUGCAGAGUCCACUAAAGCUCAAAGUACUACUCCUGAAUCAUUCCCUGUUGAGUCCAGUAAAGCGCCAAGUAUUGCUCCUGAAACAACCUCCACAAAAACCACUCAAGCUGGAAGCACUACUCCCAUAAAACCCACUGAACCUCGUAGCACUACAUCUGAAACUACUUCUGCAGAAUCAACUGAACCUCCUCGUCCAACCACCCCCUCACCAAUCAUCACUACCAUCAUUACUUCAAGAUUGCCUACAACCACAAUGUCUUCUCGAAAUCCAAGUGAGUUAUGUAAACCCAUAUAUAUUUAGGAACAUGAUGAUGAGUGUGUGCAUGUUUCAGUCUGCCAGUGAUUAGUAGUUGAUUGAGUUGAGUUCUUAAAGCUGCUACUUCCACUAAUUUGUUUUGAUAUAAUUGUAUUGAAGGGGUAUUGUAUAUACUUGUAAGCUUUACAAAAAUAAUCUGCUGGAAAUGUGUUGUUAAUUUAGCAUUGAAUGUGCACCUGAACCUUAUGUUGUUUAUAUAAAACCACAUUACAGAAACCCCCCUCAUCCUCUUACCAUGCCUUUGUUUGUUAACUAUUAUUAUAUACAAAAAAAAUAAAAAAAACACUUUUUUUUUCUCCUUUUUAGUUAACUGUCAGAAUGGAGCUACCAAUGAUGGAACUAAAUGUCUUUGUACAGAAUUAUUUUAUGGGACCUCAUGUGAGAAUGCGAUAGAAAGAGUUGAGGUUGCAGGUAAGUGUCUCCACAAUACAAUAUACAGCAUAAGCAACUACCAAUAUAGACUUUGGGUGCACACAAAUCAUCUGGGCAAUGAGCCUUGGAUAGACAUGGUUCAAAUAGGCGGGUUUGGAUACUUAACAGGUGGAGUCAGUUUCUUACUAUGGUGACCACAAUGCAUGAUCUGUUUCUGUGGACCAGACUCGUCAUAUUGAGAACCUGAUGGUCUUUUCUUUUACCUGUGAGAAUCUGUCUAUGAUCCCAGGAUUCAAGGAAAUGGUUAAUGCAUAACUUAAUAACAGUUAUCCCCUUUAAAAUAUGCUUAUUCUUCCUUAGUAUAUGUCUAAACUAGAAACUUGAAGGAUCUUACAAACAACUUUGAGAAUAUUACUGUGAGAUUUAGACAUUGACGUUAUAUCACUACAUCUCUGUGGCAAACCUUGAAUGUUCUUUAUAAGGUUUAACUCUGGCUUGUCAGUUGUUCAAAAUGAAUUCAAAGUGAAAUUCAAAAUGUUAGUCUCAAAUAGCUCAAAAAAAAAAAUGUGGCCUACAAUUUUAAAUUUUAAAGAAAAUUAUUACUUAAAGGACCACUAUAGUGCCAGGAAAACAAACUAGUUUUCCUGGCACUAUAGAGACAUUAGGUCCCCCCACCCUCAGGGCCCCCCUCCCGCUGGGCUGAAGGGGUUAAAAACCCUUCAGCCACUUACCUUUCUCGGCGCUGGUGACCUCUCCUCCGCCUGCCAACGGCAGAUUCGAAUGUGCAUGCGCGGCAAGAGCCACAAGCUUUCCUAUGGACAUCCAGCAUCUUCUCGGGGAAGUGCCUCUAGCGGCUGUCAGUGAGACAGCCACUAGAGGCUGGAUUAACCCUCAGUGAAACAUAGCAGUUUCUCUGAAACUAAUAUGUUUUCAUCUGCAGGGUUAAAACAAGAGGGACCUGACACCCAGACCAAUUCAUUGAGCUGAAGUGGUCUGGGUGCCUACAGUGGUCCUUUAAGCUAUAGGUGAAGUGGUCCUGAGACAGUAUGAAGCCAGAUAAUAUCUUAUAUUAGACAUGUAUACAAAUAAUUUUCUCCUGCAAUGAAUGGAUCACAUUAAUGUCUGAAUAAAGCGACCUAUCGUGUAAAACCCAGACAGAACGAUUUGUUCGGGUGUAGAUUACCAGUAAUUUGAUUUGUUUAUUGCAGGUCAAAAGGAUUUGUGCACAUGUCUAGAUUUCAAUCAAUAGGUAAACUGAAUGAUGUAUUUGUGCUUCUUUGCAUAUAACCAAUGUUUCCGUCCAACUACCUUGACAAAUUAAGAAAAAUUUGAUAAUGGGACUGAAAUAGUGAAUGUAUACAAGUCCUGUGAGUGUGUUCUUCACUUGAUGAUCUCAGCCAAUCCAGUACCUUCCUGUAGCUGUUGUGCAUGUGUGGCAAAAAGCUGCACGGCCAAUCAGCAUGUCCAUGAGGAGCGUUCAGUGCUUCCAUGCAGACCCAAUCGAAUACACUGCCCCCCCCCCAUUCUAGUACACUGCCCACAAAUCCAAUACAUUGCCCACAAAUCCAAUACACUGCCCUCCACCCUCCACACUUAUACACUGCGCCCUCCACCUAAUCUAAUACACUGCCCCUUUACCUGAUACACUGCCCCCUCCCUCCUUUCUAAUUUAAUACACUCCCUUCCCCCAAUUUAACACGUUGCCCCCCUCCCACCACUAUAAUACACUGCCGUCCCCCAAUUUAACACGUUGCCCCCUCCCACCACUAUAAUACACUGCCCACUACCUCCCUCAAUUUAAUACACUGCCCCUUCCCUCCCCCAAAUUAAUACACUGCCUUCUCCCUGCCCCAAAUUAAUACACUGCCCAAUCCCUACCCCAAAUUAAUACACCACCCAUCCUCCCCAAUUUAACACACUACACAGGAAGUUCCCAUAAUCCCUCUUCUCCUACCUUAAGAUGAGCCAUUCGUCCUCUAGUUCCAGCCCUGCUCUUCUCUGCUCAAGAAGAAUGGCACUGCAAGCAGGAGAGAAGGGGGAGUGGCUGUCCUGCUCUGCAGAAAGCCAGCCACUCUGCACUAUUGUGGCUGCAAGAGCCCACAAUCGCCCGUGGGAGGGAAGACAAGAAUCAGACAGUAAAAAUCUUUCCUGUCUUACAGCUAGUCACAUCCAUAGCACAAAGCAACCCCAGGGCAGGCGGGCCGCAAAGAUAUUCAUUGUGGCCGGAAGUUUGACAUGCUUGUUCUAGAGUUUUCCUAAUGGAUUCUGCUUUGUCUAAGCGCUUGGGAACCUACAAGAUUUUUACUAUUUGUGGCAAUACAUCUGACAUAACUUCUCUCCCCCUGCUAGACGCUGUGAUUAUUACCGAAGUUAAAGUGGAACUGAGACUUACUGAGCAAACAUUUACAGAAGCUCUUAAAGAUAAUACAAGCGAAGAAUAUAAGGAAUUUGAGAAAGACUUCAAAACCCAGGUAAGAAUGUGAGCACUUAAAGGACCACUAUGGGCACCCAGAUCACUUCAGCUUAAUGAAGUGGUCUGGGUGCCAGGUCCAUCUAGGAUUAACCAUGCCUGCUGUAAUCUGCUAUCUGUGGCCUGCUAAACUGCUAUCAGUGGCGUACACAUGACCCAUGGGGCCCCGGUGCGAAAAUUGAUCCGUGCCCCACCCCCCGGCGCUUACUCUGCGCGGGCCGGGGCCGCAACACAUGGAGGUGGGCACCGGGUCGUAGGGGUUGCAGAGCUGCGACCCCUGCGACCGUGGUAUGUACGCCAGUGCAUGCAGAUUCACACACCCUUAAAGGACCACUACAGACACCCAGAUCACAUCAGCUCAAUGAAGUGGUCUGGGUGCCAGGUCCCUCUAGUUUUAACCCUGGAGCUGAAAACAUAGCAGUUUCAGAGAAACUGCUAUGUUUCACUGAGGGUUAAUCCAGUCUCUAGUGGCUGUCUCAUUGACAGCCGCUAGAGGAGCUUCCGCGAUUCUCACUGUGAAAAUCACAGUGAGAAGACACUGAAUGUCCAUAGGAAAGCAUUUAGUAAUGCUUUCCUAUGGGCGGUUUGAAUGCGCGCGCGGCUCUUGCCGCGCAUGCGCAUUCGGAGCUGAGAGGUGGAGGGAUCCCCAGUGCCAGGGGAGUCUGGCACUGGAGAAAGGUAAGUGCUGAAGACACACACACACACACUGUCACAAACAGACACAUACACACUAGCUAACAGACACACACAUUUACUGACAGAGACACACUCAGCGACAGACAUACAUACACACUCACUUAUAAAACACUCUCACUGACAAACACUCACUAACAGACACACACAAACACAGACAGUAACACACUCACUAGCAGACACACACUCUAACACAAACACUAACACACACACUCACUAACACAAACACUAACACGUGCACAUACACACACUAACACACACACACACACUAACAUACACUAACACAUACACACCAUCACUAACACACACACACUAACACACACAAACACACAAACACACUAACACACACUAACACUAACACACACUAACACACACACACACACACACUAACACACACUCACUAACACACACACACACUAACACUAACACACACACACUUUAAAAAAAAAUGUAAUCCCCCGAGCCUCCUUAUCUUGGGGUCCAGUGGGGCUGCCCGGCAGCCAGUCACCCGGCGUGCAGGCAGGCUGGCUGGCUGGUGCGUGAGGGAGCACUGUCCUCUCAGUGCUUCCUCUUCAGCUCCCUCGCGCGCCGCAUACUGAUGCUGGAGCCGGUAUCAGUGCGGUGCACGAGGGAGCAGAAGAGGGAGCACUCAGGAGAGAGUGCUCCCUCGCACGCCCGUCUGGUGAUACCAGGGCCAGCCUCGGGGGGGCCUGAGGUGGCCGGCUCCUGGGCCCCCAGGAAAAGAGGCUGGCCACAGUGGCAUAAAUACCUAGACGCAGGGCGGCCGGGCCCCCUGGUGGGCCGGACACGGUCGCAGCCGCGACCCCUGUGACCCCAGUAUGUACGCCACUGACUGCUAUGUUUACUUUAGGGUUAAUCCAGCCCUAGUGGCUGUCUCAUUGACAGCCACUAGAGGCGCUUCCGACUGUGAUUUUCACAGUGAGAAUGCUUUCCUAGACUGGCUGAAUGCGCACGCAGCUUUUGCCGAUGAUGCCGAUUCAGCCGAUGACAUCAGAAGAGGGAGGAGAGUCCCCAGCGCUGAGGGAGUCCGGCACUGGAGAAAGGUGAGUUUUUAACACCUUCCUCCCCCUUCAGCCCGGCGGGAGUGGGACCCUGAGGGUGGGGGCAAAACAAACAAGUUUGUUUUCCUGGCACUAUAGUGGUCCUUUAAUAUAUGGUGAACAUUUAACAGUUUGAAAUCCUGAUACACGAGUUAUCCUUGAACUCCUUCACCACUGAUAACUUUUUUAUCAAUAAAUUAUUAGCAUUACAUUUAUUAGAAGCAAGGGAUGCAUAGAUAGAAUAUAAGUAUAACACGGCAAUUUUGUAUAUAGAUUGCUUUGAUGACAAACUUAAAAAUAAAAAAUAUGUAAAUGUACUAAUGAAAGUAUUUAGAAAAUUGGGCAGACUAGAUGGGCCAAAUGGUUCUUAUCUGCCGUCACAUUCUAUGUUUCUAUGUUUCUAAGUUUGCAUACCCUUGAAUAAUUAGUAAUAUUUGUACCAUUUUUAAAGUGAGUUAGUUAGCAGGCAAAACACAUUUAUUUUAUUUCUUAUGGGAUUCAUAUUCAACUGUAGUUUAUAACAGACUGGCACAAUCAUAAAACAAAACAUGGCAACAAAGAAAAAAAUGAAAUGUUCAAAUAUCUGCUGCAUACCCUUAGUUCUUAAUACUGUGUAUUGACUCAAUUAGCAUCAAUGACAAGAUGCAUGCUUUUGCAAUAAUUGUCUAUGAGGCUACUAAUUCUUGCAGGUGGUAUUGCUGCCCAUUCGUCUUGGCAAAAUGCCUCCACUUUAUGCAUAGUCUUGGUCGUCGUGCACAAACCGCACGCUUGAGAUCUCCCCAGAGUGGCUUGAUGAUAUUGAGGUUAGGAGAUUGUGGUGGUCACUCCAGAACCUUCACAUUUUUCUGCUUUAAUCACUGGAAGGUCAACUUGGCCUUGUGCUUUGGGUCAGGGCCGCCAUCAGAAAUUGUGGGGCCCCUAACACAGCUCAAGGUCUGGGCCUCUGUGUGCCCGCCUCCAAAUCCCGCCCACAGGAAUACACACACACACAGACACAAAAGGACACAGACACACACACAGAAAGAUACACACAUACUAACAGACACAAAUACUGAAACAGACAUACAUAUAGAUACAUACACAGAUACACACACACACACACACUGACAUACAGACACACACACUGUUGUACAUACAUACUCACAUACUGACACACACAUACAUACUGACAAACAGACAUACAUACAAACUGACAUACAUACAGACAUACAUACACAUAAAUACAUACUGACAUACAUAUAUAAUGGCAUACAUACACAUACAUACUGAUAUACAGACAUACAUACACACACAGACAUACAUGCAUACUGGCAUACAUACUGAUAGAGUGACAUACACAGACAUACAUGCAUACUGACAUACAUACAUACUUGCAGACAUACAUACAUACUGACAAACAGACAUACAUACUGACAUACACAAACACAUACAGAUAGACACAUACACACAUACAUACAUACAUACAUACAUACACACACACAGACAUACAUGCAUACUGACAUACAUACACACAGACAUACACACAGACAUACAUACACACAGACACACACACACACACAGACAUACAUACUGACAUACACACACACAGACAUACAUACUGACAUACACACACACACACAGACAUACUGACAUACACACAGACAUACAUACUGACAUACACACACACAGACAUACAUACUGACAUUCACACAGACAUACAUACUGACAUACACACACAGACAUACUGGCAUACACACAUACAUUCUAACAUACACACAGACAUACACACAGACAUGCAUACUGACAUACACACACACAGACAUACUGACAUACACACAGACAUGCACACACACAGACAUACAUACUGACAUACACACAGACAUACUGACAUACACACAGACAUACAUACUGACAUACACACACACACACACACACAGACAUACUGACAUACACACAGACAUACAAACUGACAUACGCACACAGACAUACUGACAUACACACAGACAUACACACAGACAUACAUACUGACAUACAUACAGACAUACACACACACACACAGACAUACAUACUGACAUACACACACAGACACAGAUAUACUGACAUACUCACAGACAUAGAUACUGACAUACACACACACACACACACACACAGACAUACAUACUGACAUAAACACACACACCUCAUUUAUCAGCCACCCUACUCUUACCUUUAAAUUGCAGGAGGAUGGCUGGGGAUGAUGGGAGUGGAUGCCUCUGGUGUCCCUGUCCUGUCCUCUCCUCCGCUCUCCCUCUCCCCCCGCGCAGAGUAAGCUGGGAGGAAGUGACCUGUCGUCACUUCUUCCCAGCAGCACUUGCAGUGUUUAGCCGCAAUUUUUUUUUUUAAAGGGGCCCAGUCGCUCAAUUACCCGGCGCAGCACUGACUGGGCCCCUGAAGAUAUAGGGCCCAUCGGGUGACCCUAAAUGCUUGGGCCACCUGUUGGGCCCCGGUGCAGAUGCACCUGCGGCAGUUUCUCCGCUCCACGUGGGGCCCGGGUGGCCGGGCCCCCCAGGGCUGCCGGGCCCGUGACAACCAUCAUUGUCACCCCCUGAUGGUGGCCCUGCUUUGGGUCAUUGUAAUGCUAUAAAUUCCAAGAGUGACCCAUGCGCAGCCUUCGUGCAGAAGAAUGCAAAUUAUCUACCAGUAUUUUCUGAUAACAUGCUGCAUUCAUCUUGCUAUCAAUUUUCAAAAGUUAUCCAGUGCCUUUAGAGCACACAUCCCCCAAAACAUCAGUGAGCCACCACCAUGCUUCACAGUAGGGAUGGUAUUCUUUUCACUAUAGGCUUUGUUGACCCAUCUCCAAACACAGCACUUAUGGCUGAGACCAUAAAGCUCUAUUUUGGUCUUGGCACUCCAAAUUACAGUGUUCCAGAAGCUGUUAGGCAUGUCAAGAUGUUGUUGGGCAUAUUGUAACCAGGCCUUUAUGUGACAUUGGCGCAGCAAAGGCUUCUUACUGGCAAUUCGACCAUGCAGCUCAUUUUUGUUCAAGUAUUGUCCUCUUUUAAACAAUCACACUGUCUGUUUCCAGAGAAGCCUGUAUUUCUCCUUAGGUUACCUGUGGGUAUCUCAAAUGAUUAUUCUGGCAUUUGUGGUGAGAUAUUUUUUGGUCUACCCAACCUUGAUUUGGUAUCUAGAGAUCCCUGAAUUUUCCACUUCUUAAUAAGUGAUUGAACAGUACUGACUGUCAUUUUCAAGGCUUUGGAUAUCUUUUUAUAUCCUUUUCCAUGUUUAUAAAGUUAAAUGACCUUGUUACGCAAGUCUUUUGACAGUUCUCUUUUACGUCCCAUGGCUCAGUAUCUAGCCUGCUCAGUGCAUCCACGUGAGAGCUAACAAACUCAUUGACUAUUUAUACACAGGAACUAAUUGCAAUUUAAAAUACCAUAGGUGUGGGAAAUUUACUUUUAAUUGCCAUUUUCACCUCUGUGUGUCACCUUGUGUGUCUGUAACAAGGCCACACAUUCAAGGGUAUGCAAACUUUUGACAGGGCCAUUUGGGUAAUUUAUGUUAUCAUUAUGAUUUAAUAAGGAGCCAAACAACUAUGUGAUAAUAAAUAGCUUCAGAUGAUUACUAUCCUUCAAUAGAAUGCAUUUUUGUUUUUGCAUUUCAUAUUUUAAAAAUCAAUGCCAAAAUGUCAUAAUAUCUACCAGGAUAUGCAAACUUUUGAGCACAAGUAUAUAUUUAUAAAUAAAAAUUGUAAAAAACCUUACUUAUAGGUACAGUUGUGAUCAAAAUUAUUCAAUACCCAUUAAAAAUCAGGUUUAUUUUCAAAAUGUACAGACUUUCAGCUGUUUGCAAUAGAUAAAUCAAACAAACGCAAUUUAAAUAGCUCAACACAAUGAAUGAUUCAAGUGGUUUCCCCAAAUUCAACUGAAAAUGCAACUUAUAAGGACUUCCUCAGUUUCAAAAUUAUUCAACCACCUGAAUAGAAUCCCUCACAACAGCACACAUGUGCAAAACAGGUAUUGUCUCAAACAUGCCUGAUGCAACUAAUCAAAUACUUCAUUAGUUGCACCAGGUGUUCUUGAACUGGAUCACUUGAAAUACCCUGGCUAGGGGCUUGUUGAGUGUCACAUUUCACUGCAUUUUAGAAAUAUGGCUAAGUCAAAAGAAUUGUCCACAAAGUUAAGAGAAGAGAUAAUCACCAUUCACAAACAAGGAACAGGAUACAAAAAGAUAGUGAAGACACUGAAUGUUCCUAGAGACACUGUUGGAAACAUAGUAUGCAAGUUCAAAGUUGAAGGAAGAGUGGUUCCACUAGCUGCACGAGCCACAAAAAGGAAGCUAUCAAUGGCUGCAACCAGAUUUCUGAGAAGGGCAUGUUGUGAAAAACCAUUGAGUGAGUGCAAAAGACCUGCAGCAAGACUUGGUGGCAACAGGCACUGAGCUUUCAGUGAGCACAGUAAGGCACAUACUAAAUGCAGAACGUUUCCAUGCCAGAAUUCCAAGAUAUACACCACUACUGACCCAAAAGCACUAGAAAACUCAGCCACAGAAGAUUUGGGAUUCUGUUUUGUGGAGCGAUGAAACAAAACUGGAACUUCCUGCCUAAUGAAUCAACGGUUAAUCUGGAGGAAGAGUCAUUGGACCUUCCAACCAGACAAUGAUCCCUAUCAUACCUCAAAUUCCACCAAUACUUGGUUACAGAAGAAUUUCUGGAAAAUUUUACAGUGGCCUUUACAGUCACCUGACUUGAAUCCCAUAGAAAAUCUCUGGUGGUAUUUGAUGAAGGCGAUUGCAGGACACAGACCCAAGAAUAUUACUGAACUGGAGGCCAUUGCUCAUGAGCUGUCAGCAGCUGGUGUCUGGGUAUGCGUCACAUUUGCAGCAGGUCAUAACAGCAAACAGGUGCUCUACUAAGUACUAAAGAUGCUUGCCAUGAAAUAAUAAGUUGGAGACCGGAGAAGUCAUUAUAAGUUGCAUUUUCAGUUGAAUUUGGUGAAUCCACUUGAAACAUUCUAAAUGUGGAGUUAUUUCAGUGGCGUUUGUUUGAUUUGUUCAUUGCAAACACCGGAAAGUCUGUACAUUUUGACAAUAAACCUGAUUUUCAGGUUUGAAUAAAUUUGAUCACGACUGUAUAAACUUAAGAAGUGACAUUUCACCUUUACUUCCUAAAGCACUUCCGCCCUUAAAGAGUUUUGAGUGUUCUUUUUAUCUUGCACAUCAUUAUACCUCUAACCCCUUUCUUCCUUGCAGAUGAAUGACGUUUAUAAAGACCUCCCUGGUUAUAAGGAUGUAGUUAUCAAUGAUCUAAGGUAGGUUUGUCUGAUCAUAUUGAAAAUGUAUAAACUGUACUGUUCAUCACAGGAAGUUAUAACCUGCAUGAAUAUUUAGUUUCUAUUCAAGAUAAAACAUGAUUCUAUUUGUAUGCAGUUUUCUAAAUGGCAAGCACCGUGUAUAAACUGACAUUCCACCACUUUCAAUAUACAAAGAUUACUAUAUACUAAUGAUGAUUACUAAUAAUUGUCCACAGUCAUAUGAUUCUUUAAACAAUUAAUGAGAGGCCCGGAUGGAUACUGCUGCAAAGAUUUUAGGAUGGGGGGGCAGGCAUAUCAUGGGAUGGACUAUCUGAUCAUGAUGAUAAAAGCACAAAAGGGUGGUUUCCUUUUAUCUUAAACUUUUAGAAGUCUGACUUGACUAGGUUUAUACAGAAUUGUAACAUUGCCCUUUUUGACAUUGACUUCUCCCUCUGAGUGCCUAGUCAUCUGUAAAUUGUUAUAUAGGAAGAUUAGGAUCAAGUGCAUUAUCUGGAUAACAAGGAGGUCUGCUACUGAAACUACAUUGAAGGUUUGGUGUAAAAGGUGUUUUGUUCUAAAAAGUGGAUUCCAGUAGAACCAUCGUGGGCACCUACAUAUGGAACUCUUCCCCUUUUCUAUAUUUGUACAACUUUUAGGAAUAUACACUUUUUACUCAUUACCCCCACAGUGCAGGGUUAAGCUUUUGUUUGAGAGUAAUCCACAUCUUUAGAAGCUCUUUGCAUUAGAAUUGGAGGCAGUGAGCAUCAACUAAUGUACUCCAGGUAAGACGUCAAGGCACUCAAGGAGGUAGCACCAGACCACUCCUGGCACAGCUACAGCAUGCUGUAUUAGUUAAGAUGCUUGGAGUAUAAUUACUACCCUAUCGACUAGGUAGUAGAAGUCUAUAUUGGGUAAAUCCUUGCAACGUUAGUCAUUCUUACUAAAUAUGUGUUUUAACUUCACUGUGGUUCUCUUACAGAAAUGGCAGUGUCAUUGUGGAUCAUGAUGUGCUUGUGGAAGUAGAAUAUCAGCUAAAUCGGAAUGUAUCUGAAUACUUUGAAACUAUAGUAAAAAAUGUAACUGAAAAGCUUGAAGAUCUCGAGGGAAAUUGCAGUGCAAGUAAGUUUUUGGUGAAAAUCUCAAAGGGACACCAGACUGGAGUUGACCCUUGACCGCUUAUCCCAGGACACACCCAUACCCAUUGCACCAAUAAAACAUGGAUACAUCAUUAUGUAAAUAAGGGCAACGGCUUUAUUUAAACUUAAAGGAACACUAUAGUUUUAGGAAUACAAACAUGUAUUCUUGACACUGUAGUUCUAAUAAUGCCAUUUAGGUCGCAGGCCCCCCUUUUCUCUGUUAAAAAGGUGUCUUACUCACCUUUUUUACAGUCCAGUUUCCUCUCUGUAGUGUGCCUCAUCCCCACUCUGCCUCCUUGGCUGAGAUAAUUAGAUUUAAUAAUCUCAGCCAAUCCAAGGCUUUCCCAUAGGAACGCAUUUGGGAGGCUAUUGCGGUAAAAUGCUGCAUUGUGCCAAUCAGCAUCUCCUCAUAGUACAUGUAGCUGCCGAACGUCAGUGCAGUACUGACCCAGGAAGCACCUCUAGUGGCUAUCUUAGUUACUGCCACUAAAGGUUAUUAAGCACCAAUGUCAAUACUUUUCUCUGAAAAAGCAGUGUUUACGUUAAAAAGCCUGCAAGCAGUAGACACCAGGAAACAACUACAUUAAGCUGUAUCUGUUCUGGUGACAAUAGUGUCCCUUUUUACAUCAAUGCCAGCAUAUACAUUUACGAGCUACCUUCCAGUUGUUGGGAUGUUUACCCAGCAGCCAGUUCUCCCAUGAUGAUUUGUUUCCAUGAGUCCAAUGUAGUCUGCCUACUCCCUCGGCAGAAUAAAACUCCCAAACGAUUGGCAUAUCAGAUAUCCUUUUACUGCAUAUUAACUACAUAUCAGAUAUCCUUUUUACAAGGAAUACCACGUGCCUUGACAAAACAUAAAAACAAAACAAAAACACAUACAAUACACAAAUCCCCCCAAAAAUAAUGGGUGGGAGGGAAAGGAAGUCAGGUUAUUUCAAGCCUUCUCCUAACUGACGGAUGAGUAUCCACCCCGUCUCACUUCCUAGUCCCCAUCUUCCAACAAUGUAUGCCUUUUUGUCCAGCCCCAGAUUCGUGUGCAGUGGUCAUGUUUCCCCAUCCGUAGCUAUCCACAGAUAUUCUUUCUAUAGCUUAGUUUACCAAAUUAUUUUGAUAAUGUGUUAAUAAAAUAUACAGAAAAUAUAUUUUUUAAAAAGGAAAAAGAAUUACUUACAACUGAAGUCACUAUAUAUUUUUUGUGCACGUUCAGCUGAAUAAGUCAUGCGUGCCAGGGGUGUAACUAGCUCCUGACACAAAAGUGCAAAAAUAUCUGUGAAUGUGCAGUGUUUCAAGAAGGAAUAUCACACAUAGACCAUUCUACCACUAACAAAACCUUGUGCCAAAUAUCCCUGCACAAUUAAUUGACAUUGCAGGGAUUUUUGACAGCACUGGUUCAGUUGUCAACUUUAUACUGGAGCAAUACAAUGUAUUAUUUAAAGAAAAAAAUAAAGCUAAAUUAAAGUAAACCUUCUCUUCAUUACUGGCUGUAACCUAACCUUAAAUACAUCCAACAUGGUGGUGACUCUUUAAAUAAAAUGUGUCACUGGUUGUUUAAUAUAUGGGUCUCAAUUUUUUUACAUUAAUUGAAAGGUGAAAUAAAGGUAUUCUUAUGUGUGUUGGCACUACUUCUUGAGGCAAGGGAGCUGCUGUAGAAUAUUGGCCAUGAUUUAUUUUUUUGGAUACCUUUUGCAAAUGAUCCCAGUCUGUUAGAACAAAAAGAUUUAUCUAUAGAAGGCAUCAAUGUCUAUAGGAAUUGUUGUAGAUAAUCUGUUGGAAAGAUGUUUGUAACAUAUUGAGGUUAUAUGAAAAAUCUAUCCAAAAAUAUUACAUUGAGGCCACAGUCUGAAACUAGUGUAACAGCAGAUCACCUAUAAAGCACUGAUAUCGCCUGGGUCAGCCCUGACUGCCUACCAGAACAGAACUGAGAGAUGCAGGCCUCUUUAGCUAGUGUCAUAGGUGUGCCACAUUUAAUAAUACUCUGUUAGAUGCUAGUCUAAGAACCAUUCUAGGUAGUUAUUUAUUCAGGGGUAGAAAUGCAGUGCUGUUUGAUCACAACUUGUUUCCUCUUUUGGUUACAGCAUUUUGUGUUGAAAUAAACAAUGUCUCUGGAGUACCUCCACCAAGUGAAACAGGUAUGUAAUUGCUAGCUCUGCUGUCUAGCUAUUUAUUUUAGAGCUAUGUUAUCAGUAGUAUACAAGAAUUUCUGAAUGUGUGCACUGUCUUCUUCAGAACUCUGCAAUGUGAAGUUUGGUCCAGGUUUUAAGGAAUUCUAUGAACCAUCAAUUGUUAGUGGUAAAGUGACUUGUGUGUCCGUCUGUGAUCCACUUGCAAAGUCCUAUUACAACUGUACCCUGGGCAGCUGCCUAUUGCGGAACAAUACAGGACCACAUUGCCUGUAAGUAUGUUUUGUCUCUUUGUUUUUUUUUUUAUUGUGGCAGUUAGUUUCCUAAUGAAAAGGCAAAUCUAUGAUGUAUCAUAGAAACAUAGAAACAUAGAAACAUAGAAUGUGACGGCAGAUAAGAACCAUUCGGCCCAUCUAGUCUGCCCAAUUUUCUAAAUACUUUCAUUAGUCCCUAGCCUUAUCUUAUAGUUAGGAUAGCCUUAUGCCUAUCCUACGCAUGCUUAAACUCCUUUACUGUGUUAACCUCUACCACUUCAGCUGGAAGGCUAUUCCAUGCAUCCACUACCCUCUCAGUAAAGUAAUACUUCCUGAUAUUAUUUUUAAACCUUUGUUCCUCUAAUUUAAGACUAUGUCCUCUUGUUGUGGUAGUUUUUCUUCUUUUAAAGGGGUUGUUGUUUUUCAUAUAGCAGUUCUGCUAAAGUCACAGUCAAGGCACCCUACUGGAGAUGUUUAAUAAUGUGGUUAGCUAAGGCUAGCUGCGGUGAUUCCUAAAUAAACUGGUCAUUACAUCUGUGCCUGUUAUUAUGUGUUUAGUAACCAUGAUUUAUUGUAACUUAUGUAUUAUUAUUUUUUACAGCUGUCCAGACACAGACAAAUACCUGUACACAGGAUCAAUGUGCCAGGGAAGGAUAAUAAAAUUAGGAUUAUAUGGUGGAGUUGGAGCAGCCAUUGCUGUCCUGGUGAUAAUUAUUUUCACAGUUGUGUUCCUCAUGUUAAGAAUAAUAAAAAGCAAGAAAGAGUGAGUAGUUUAUUUUUCUUAUCUGUUCUGUUCAUUGUAUAGCAUAUUGUGUGACUGUGAAAGCUGCUUAUUGCAUGAUCGAUCAUUGUCUAUGUUAUGUCACAAGAUAUGUGCAUAGUGCAUGUUAUAUGACAAUGAAUUUGUAGUGUAAUGUGUGUGUAGAGGUCUGUUAGUUGAGAAUUGUGCAUGUGUGGGGGCUGUAGUGUAUGUUGGUAAGAGGAUUAGGGCCUGUAGUGUGUGGGAGGGUUACAGGCUGUAGUGUGUAUGGGAGCAUACGGGAUAUGUGGGUGUAUUAGGGGCUAGAGUGCAAGCAUUAGGGACUAUACUAUUUGGGGCUAUAGCUGCAGUAGUUUGGGGGUGAAUAUGGGUUGCUUUGGAGCAGGUGUAAAAAUAUAAUUUUUAAUUUCAAAAACAAAAAAAAGGCUUAACCCUCCUCCCUCUGGCUUACCUUGGGCCAGUAAGUUUGGAAUGCUGUAGCGUAGUGGUCCAGUAAGCAAUGCAUCUGUGGCAAGUGCAGAGUGCUACUUGCAGCUGGUAUUAGGAAAGUAUCAGAUUGUUUCCAUGGUAACCUGUGGCAACACUCUGAUUCACUAGCUAGAUUAGAGAACAUUGUCUGCACACACUGGGGGUGCAGGCUGCAAGCUCCCUGGUUCCCCUAGCAUUGUUGUAGGUCUUUAUACGGCAUUUGCUCAAUGUCCAUUUUGUAUACUAUAUCAGUUUAUCAAUGCGUAUUAGUGUGACAGUGCUUUUUUAUAUUUUAUAACUUUGCUUUGUGGGUAAUGUUUUACACAAUAUACUGUCAUAUACAUAUAAUGUAGGCUGUGCUGAAAUGCAUUGGAUACAUUGUGUAACUGUUCUCCGUGUAUUAGUGCAUUGUGUUGCAUUGUGCAAUGGCUCAUUGUAUUCUUUGUGAAUGUUUUAUUAUUGUAUUCAUUGUGUAAUUAGAGUCAGAUCUUUUCCUAUUUUAUGGGAAUGUGCUAUAUAUUUUCAUAGCAAAUUUUGUAUUUUGUUCUGUGUGUGCUUACUGUGUGAUGUUUACAUUGUAAUCUUAGCAUAUAUGUUAUGUCUUGUUUCAUCUGCAGUCCUGAGUUUCAGCGCAAACGUUAUGAUGUGUGUUCCCUUUUAUUUUGUUGGUGUGAUAUUGUGACGGAAUGAGUGAUAGCUUUAAUUAAAUGUCUGCCUUUCUGUUCAUGCAUGUCACGUGUUGUCACAUAAAUGAGUUUGGUUUAGGGAAUACUUUUUAAAGUAAAAUCUUGUGCUUUGUGACAUCAGGAAAAAUUUAUUCACAAAUGGAGAAAGUUCAUGGUACGAAGAAUACAAUGACAAUGAAUGGAGCAUAGAACGAGGCUUCACCAACUUGAAUGCAGUAAUGGAGGAAGCUGGUGGAGGUAGGUUAACAAAUCAGCACGAUUUAUCUAAAAACAAUUGAGGUUGUACCACAAUCCAAUGACUGUAUUAAAUAGAUAAAUAUUUGUGAAUUUCACCAGAUAUUGUGUGUUUUUCCAAAUAUUUCACAUUAUGCUGCCAGUAAUGCAGUUAAAGUUAGGAUUUUUUUGUCAUAUAAAACCAGGCUUACAUUUAGACAUCCUAAUCAUGCAACCUAGAGAUUGACACUCUGAGAUUGAAAAGGUGAUGGCCAUCAAAAUGUAUUCAACUCAAAAUGAUCUUAUCAUCCCUUUUGAGUCCUUUCUGUCAUUAACCCAUGUUGUGCCAAAUUAGUAUUGAUGUAUUUUUCUUUAAGUGUAUUCAAAGAAUACAUUUUGGGAAAGGCUACAUGGGUGUAUGGUGUGAUUAUAAUUUUCAACAAUCCACAGGUGAUACUCGAAAAAUUAGAAUAUUGUGCACAAGUUCAUUUAUUUCAGUAAUGCAACGUAAAAGGGGAAACUAAUAUAUGAGAUAGAUGCAUUACAUGCAAAGCAAGAUAGUUCAAUCCGUGAAUUGUCAUAAGUGCGAUGAUUAUGGCUUACAGCUCAUGAAAACCCCAAAUCCACAAUCUUAGUAAAUUAGAAUAUUACAUGCAAUCAAUAAAACAAGGAGUCUACAUAGAACAAUAUCGGGCCUCUGAUAUGCAUAUGGACUCAGUACUUGGUUUGGACCCCUUUUGCAGCAACUACUGCCUCAAUGCGGCAUGGCAUGGAAGCUAUCAGCCUGUGGCACUGCUGAGGUGUUAUGGAAGACCAGGAUGCUUCAAUAGCGGCCUUCAGCUCUUUUGCAUUGUUCAGUCACAUGUCUCUCAUCUUUCUCUUGGCAAUGCCACAUAGAUUCUCUAUGGGGUUCAGGUCAGGAGAGUUUGCUGGCCAUCAAGCACAGUAAUCCCACGGUCAUUGAACCAGGCUUUGGUGCUUUUGGCAGUGUGGGCAGGUGCCAAGUCCUGCUGGAAAAUGAAGUCAGCAUCCCCAUAAAGCUCGUCUGUGGAAGGAAGUAUGAAGUGCUCCAAAAUCUCCUGGUAGACGGCUGUGUUGACCCUGGACUUAAUGAAGCACAGUGGACCAACACCAGCAGAUGACAUGGCUCCCCAAAUCAACACAGUCUGUGGAAACUUCACACUGGACUUCAAGCAUCUUGUGCCUCUCCAUUCUUCCUCCAGACUCUGGGUCCUUGGAUUCCAAAUGAGAUGCAAAAGUUGCUCUCAUCAGAAAAGAGGACUUUGGACCACUGAGCAACAGACCAGGUCUGUUUUUCUUUAGCCCAGGUAAGACGCUUCUGAUGUUGUUUGUUGUUCAGGAGUGGCUUGACAAGAGGAAUACGACAUCUGAAGCCCAUGUCCAGGAUCCGUCUGUGUGUGGCUCUUGAUGCACUGACUCCAGCCUCAAUCCACUCCUUGUGAAAGUCCCCAACACUUUUGAAUGGCCUUUUCCUGCCAAUCCUCUCAAGGCUGAGGUCAUCUCUGCUGCUUGUGCACCUUUUUCUUCCACACUUUUACCUUCCACAUAACUUUCUAUUAAAAUGCUUUGAUACAGCACUUUGGGAACAUCCAACUUCCUUCGCAAUUACCUUUUGAGGCUUUCCCUAGUUAUGUAGAGUGUCAAUGAUGGUUUUCUGCACCACUGUCAGGUCAGCAGUCUUCCCCAUGAUUGUGAUUCCUACUGAACCAGACUGAGAGACCAUUUAACCCCUUAGCGACCGAGGACGGUUCAGGACCGUCAUCGGCAUUUUUGCCUUGAGGACCGAUGACGGUCCUGAACCGUCCUAACGGUCUGGGGGUACUUACCUGAUCGCCGUCGUUCCCCCGGCGGCGAUCAGUGUGGCUCCGGUUGUGGGGAGACUGCCUGCAGCCCAGACAGUCUCCCCACACUGAUUUAGGACCCCUGUGGCCAUGUGAUCGCUUAACACAGCGAUCACAUGGUCACAAUAGGUGUCCAUGUGUCUGCCUGCAGGGGGACUGUCUGUGCUGACAGGCAGUCUCCCUGCUAGUGUAAAAUCAAAAAAAAAAAUAAAGUUAGUGUUAAUAAAAAAAAUUUAAAAAAUUAUAUAUGUGUAUAAAUAUGAUAUAUAGACAUAUAUUAUAUCUAUAUAAUAUAUGUCUAUCUAUCAUAUAUAUAAUGUCAUACUAAGUGUAUUUUUAUAUUAAUAUGUACUUAUAUUAAUAUAAAAAUACACUUAUAAUUAAAUUACGCACGUAUAUAUAUAAUAUAUAUAAUAACUAUAUAUAUUGUAUAUAUAUAUUAUUAUAAAAUAUAAAUAAUAAGUAAUUUAAAUUAAAUAAAAAAAUUUUAAAAUAAUAAUAAAAAAAUAAAAAAAAUUAUAUAUCUAUAUGAAAUUUUAUUCUAACUGUAUUUUAAAAUUAAUAUAUAUAUAUUUAUAUCAAAAUACACUUAGAAUGAAUUUGUAUAUAUAUCUAUGUAUAUAAAAAUAAAUAAAAAUAAUAAGAAAUAUACAUAUGUCCAUAUACAAAAUUACAUAAAUAAUUAUAUAAAUAUACACGUAGACUUCAAAUAUAUAAAUAUGCAUAUAUAUUUAAAUUCUACGUGCGUAUUUAUGUAAUAUUUUUACAUAAUUCAGUAAUUUUAUUGAUUGCAAUUUGAGGGACCUGCCUGCCAACCCAGGCCGAAAUUCCAGAGAAUUGAAUUUGCUAGCACUGUAUUUUACCCUGUAACGUUCUACGACACCCUAAAACCUGUACAUGGGGGGUACUGUUUUACUCGGGAGACUUCGCUGAACACAAAUAUUAGUGAUUCAAAACAGUAAAACAUAUCACAGCGAUGAUAUUGUCAGUGAAAGUGACUUUUUUUGCAUUUUUCACACACAAACAGCACUUUUACUGAUGAUAUAAUUGUUGUGAUACGUUUUCCAGUUUUUAAACACUAAUAUUUGUGUUCAGCGAUGUCUCCUGAGUAAAACAGUACCCCCCAUGUACAGGUUUUAUAGCAUUUUUGAAAGUUACAAGGUCAAAUAUAUGGGUCAAAUAUUUUUACAUUGAAAAUGGCCAGGUUGGUUACGUUGCCUUUGAGAGCGUAUGGUAGCCCAGGAAUGAGAAUUACCCCCAUGAUGGCAUACCAUUUGCAAAAGAAGACAACCCAAGGUAUUGCAAAUGGGGUAUGUCCAGUCUUUUUUAGUAACCACUUGGUCACAAACACUGGCCAAAAUUAGCGUUCAAUUUAGUUUUUUUACUUUUUUCACACACAAACAAAUAUGAAUGCUUACUUUGGCCAGUGUUUUCGACUAAGUGGCUACUAAAAAAGACUGGACAUACCCCAUAUUGAAUACCUGGGUUGUCUACUUUAAAAAAAAAUAUGUACAUGUGGGGUGUUAUUCAGAGAUUUAUGACAGAUAAUAGUAUUACAAUGUCACUAUAGAUAAAUUUAAAAAAUUUAUGUUUUGAAACCGCAAUAUUCUACUUGUACCUAUAGCCCUAUAACAUGCAAAAAAAAGCAAAAAAGCAUGUAAACACGGGGUAUUUUUAAACUCAGGACAAAAUUUUGAAUCUAUUUAGCAGUUUUUUUAAUUCGCUUUUGUAGAUGAGUAAAAGAUUUUUCAAGUAAAAGUCAAAAAACAUGUAUUUUUUUCAAUUUUUCAUCAUAUUUUUUUAUUUUUUUAAAAUUAAAAUACAUGAGAUUAUAUAAAUAAUGGUAUGUAAAGAAAGCCCCUUUUGUCCUGAAAAAAACAAUAUAUAAUUUGUAUGGGAACAGUAAAUGAGAGAGCGGAAAAUUCCAGCCAAACACAAACACCACAAAAGUGUAAAAAUAUGCCUGGUCGCAAAUGUACAACAUCGCAAAAAAGGUCCAGUCCUUAAGGGGUUAAGGGGUUAAAAUAUUGGACUGGUUUGAUUGUGAAUGAACCAUCACAAUUAAUGGUUUACAUGCAGAAAUUACCAUGUCAUUAAUUAUUUAAUUAUAGACUGUGAUCAACCCCAAAUUGAGAGAUAAUACACCUAUAGGACUGUGCCACAAAAAAAGUGUAUAGCGCUUAUCUCUGUGCUACUAAAACUUUAGCAAUGUGAGAUAAACAUUCAUAGGUCCUGCUCUCUGUGUCACCCUGCAGGAGGAGGGACAGACUCAACGCUCCUUCUGUCUGUGUCACCCUGCAGGGGGAGGGACAGUCUAAUAGCUCCAUCUGUCUGUGUCACUGUGUCACCCUGCAGGGGGAUGAACAUACUCAUAGCUCCUUCUGUCUGUGUCACCCUACAGGGGGAGGGACAGACUCAUAGCUCCUUCUGUCUGUGUCACUGUGUCACCCUGCAGGGUAGGGACAGACUCAUAGCUCCUUCUGUCUGUGUCACCAUGUCACCCUGCAGGGGGAUGAACAUACUCAUAGCUCCUUCUGUCUGUGUCACCCUACAGGGGGAGGGACAGACUCAUAGCUCCUUCUGUCUGUGUCACUGUGUCACCCUGCAGGGUAGGGACAGACUCAUAGCUCCUUCUGUCUGUGUCACCAUGUCACCCUGCAGGGGGAUGAACAUACUCAUAGCUCCUUCUGUCUGUGUCACCCUACAGGGGGAGGGACAGACUCAUAGCUCCUUCUGUCUGUGUCACUGUGUCUCCCUACAGAGGGAGGGACAGACUCAUAGCUCCUUCUGUCUGUAUCACUGUGUCACCCUGCAGGGGGAGGGACAGACUCAUAGCGCCUUCUGUAUGUGUCUCCCUACAGGGGGAGGGACAGACUCAUAGCUCCUUCUGUCUGUGCCACUGUGUCUCCCUACAGGGGGAGGGACAGACUCAUAGCUCCUUCUGUCUGUAUCACUGUGUCACCCUGCAGGGGGAGGGACAGACUCAUAGCUCCUUCUGUCUGUAAUACUGUGUCACCCUGCAGGGGGAGGGACAGACUCAUAGCUCCUUCUGUCUGUGUCACCGUGUCACCCUGCAGGGGGAGGGACAGACUCAUAGCUCCUUCUGUCUGUGUCACUGUGUCACCCUGCAGGGGGAGGGACAGACUCAUAGCUCCUUCUGUGUCACGCUGCAGGGGGAGGGACAGACUCAUAGCUCCUUCUGUCUGUGUCACUGUGUCACCCUGCAGGGGGAGGGACAGACUCAUAGCUCCUUCUGUCUGUGUCACUGUGUCACCAUGCAGGGGGAGGGACAGACUCAUAGCUCCUUCUGUCUGUGUCACAGUGUCACCCUGCAGGGGGAGGGACAGACUCAUAGCUCCUUCUGUCUGUGUCACUAUGUCACCCUGCAGGGGGAGGGACAGACUCAUAGCUCCUUCUGUCUGCGUCACUGUGUCACCCUGCAGGGGGAGGGACAGACUAAUAGCUCCUUCUGUCUGUGUCACUGUGUCACCCUGCAGGGGGAAGGACAGACUCAUAGCUCCUUCUGUCUGUGUCACCGUGUCACCCUGCAGGGGAGGGACAGACUCAUAGCUCCUUCUGUCUGUGUCACCCUGCAGGGGGAGGGACAGACUCAUAGCUCCUUCUGUCUGUGUCACUGUGUCACCCUGCACGGGGAGGGACAGACUCAUAGCUCCUUCUGUCUGUGUCACCGUGUCACCCUGCAGGGGGAGGGACACACUCAUAGCUCCUUCUGUCUGUCUGUGUCACUGUAUCACCCCUGCAGGUGGAGGGACAGACUCAUAGCUCCCCUUCUGUCUGUGUCACUGUAUCACCCCUGCAGGGGGAGGGACAGACACAUAGCUCCCUUCUGUCUGUGUCACCGUCACCUGUGCAGGGGAGGGACAGACUCAUAGCUCCUUCCCCUGUCUGUGUCACCGUGUCACCUCUGCAGGGGGAAAGUGGACAGGACUCAUAGCCCCUGUCUGUGUCACUGUGUCACUCCCUCUGCAGGGGAGGGACAGACCCUGCUAGCUCCUUCUGUCUGUGCUCACUGUGUCACCCCUGCAGGGGAGGGACAGGACUCAUAAAUUCUUCCCCUGUCUGUGUCACUGUGUCACCCUGCAGGAAGGCACAGACUCUUAGCUCCUUCUGUCUGUCUCACUGUGUCACCCUGCAGGGGAGGGACAGACUCAUAGCUCCUUCUGUCUGUGUCACUGUGUCACCCUGCAGGGGAGGGACAGACUCAUAGCUCCUUCUGUCUGUGUCACUGUGUCACCCUGCAGGGGGAGGGACAGACUCAUAGCUCCUUCUGUCUGUGUCACCGUGUCACCCUGCAGGUGGAGGGACAGACUCAUAGCUCCUUCUGUCUGUGUCACUGUGUCACCCUGCAGGGGGAGGGACAGACUCAUAGCUCCUUCUGUCUGUGUCACCGUGUCACCCUGCAGGGGGAGGGACAGGCUCAUAGCUCCUUCUGUCUGUGUCACCCUGCAGGGGGAGGGACAGACUCAUAGCUCCUUCUGUCUGUGUCACCCUGCAGGGGGAGGGACAGACUCAUAGCUCCUUCUGUCUGUGUCACUGUGUCACCCUGCAGGGGGAGGGACAGACUCAUAGCUCCUUCUGUCUGUGUCACUGUGUCACCCUGCAGGGGGAGGGACAGACUCAUAGCUCCUUCUGUCUGUGUCACCGUGUCACCCUGCAGGGUGAGGGACAGACUCAUAGCUCCUUCUGUCUGUGUCACCGUAUCACCCUGCAGGGGGAGGGACAGACUCAUAGCUCCUUCUGUCUGUGUCACCGUGUCACCCUGCAGUGGGAGGGACAGACUCAUAGCUCCUUCUGUCUGUGUCACUGUAUCACCCUGCAGGGGGAGGGACAGACUCAUAGCUCAAUCUGUCUGUGUCACUGUGUCACCGUGCAGGGGGUGGCCGACAUAGCUCCUUCUGUCUGUGUCACUGUGUCACCCUGCAGGGGGAGGGACAGACUCAUAGCUCCUUCUGUCUGUGUCACUUUAUCACCCUGCAGGGGGAGGGACAGACUCAUAGCUCCUUCUGUCUGUGUCACUGUAUCACCCUGCAGGGGGAUGGACAGACUCAUAGCUCAAUCUGUCUGUCACUGUGUCACCCUGCAGGGAGAGGGGCAGAUUCAUAGCUCCCUCUGUCUGUGUCAUUGUGUCACCCUGCAGGGGGAGGGUACAGACUCAUAGCUCCUUCAGUCUGUGUCACUCUGUCACCCUGCAGGGGGAGGGACAGACUCAUAGCUCCUUCUGUCUGUGUCACUGUAUCACCCUGCAGGGGGAUGGACAGACUCAUAGCUCUUUCUGUCUGUGUCACUGUCACCCUGCAGUGAGAAAGUCAGACACACAGAUAAUUCUACAUGUGUCACUGUGUCACUCUCUCCGUAGGGAGUGACAGAUUUAUAGUUCAUUAUAUUUGUAUAAUUGUUUCAGCCUGUGUGUCCGUGUGUCUGUUUGAGUGUGUGGGGUGGAGAGGGGUUGGGGCAAACUCAAAACAUGCUUCACUAUGUCUCAUUAAUUGUCACUCUUUCUCUACAGAUAUGUCAAGUCAAGGUUCAUAUUCUUCAAAAGAAAGAUUUAAACCAGCACUGGAAAAUGUAGAUACAUCCAUUGAGGUAUGCAGAUAUUAACUUCCUAAAUACCUCUUGUAUGUGUCUGUCUAAUCAUUGUCUUUCUUUUCCAGAGUUACUUUGUGUUAGCUCUCUCUUGCACUUUUCUUUUAAUUUUUUACAUUAUUUCAUACAUUAUUUUUAUUUUAUUCUAUGGCAAAUGCUUAUAAUAAUUUUACAUGAUGACCUUGUUUAACGUGAUUUUGUUGUAUUGUUUGGGCGAUAAGAUUACCUCCCUUUUUGUAAACGAGCCAUUUUUACCAAUUUUAAUCUCUCUUUAUUGUGCAGGUGAAGAUACAGAGACCGGAGAUAUCUCAUGCGUAAUAUAUUCCAUUGAGCAGAGACAUAACUCAAAGCUAGAGAUCCGACAAGAUUUGACUAUUUUAAUGAGGACCCUUUGAGGAUUGAGCCAACUGCAAUUACUAACCGUCAUGAAAGAAUCAGAAAACAGAUAUAAUUGCAGAAAAAGAAACUUCUAAAUGUUGCCACUGGAGGGCCCCCUACUAUUGUUCAUUUAUAUUCUAAAAGCACAGCUUUUGAUGAUCGCAAUUUGAAUGAAAUAUGUGCAGGUGUGGAGAACAAACAAGAUCAUUGCACACCUAAAUCUGUUGGAUAUGCUAGUGAAUUAGUGAAUGGACUGUAGCAUCAAAAACGAUGAACAGCACAUAUGUGGACAAGUCAAUUGUUUGACAUGGGUCUAGGAAUGAGUGUAGCACCCACGAACAUCGUAUAACACCCCUUAGAAAAAAAAAAAAAAUUGGCAGUUAGCAAGCGUUCUCUUUUGGAAGCCCAGCCUUGCACUCCCAUUUGUCCCAAUGCACUAACCCAUUUCCAAGUUAUGUUUUUUACUCUUUACUAAUUAUGUAGAUUUUAACCUGUCUAUAUAAAUCCAUUCUCUACAUUUUUGCUCUGUAUUCUGGGUGGCCAAUCAAACUUCUCCUUUCUGAGUUGUGGUAACAUGGAUCAAACCUCUUUUUUUUUCUUUGU